This is a messenger RNA of Bombyx mori (domestic silkworm), 1029 nucleotides long. RefSeq lists its product as uncharacterized. Lineage: Eukaryota; Metazoa; Arthropoda; Insecta; Lepidoptera; Bombycidae. Gene Ontology annotation, biological process: DNA integration. Bases 1 to 1029 code for a protein of 342 amino acids. Gene Ontology annotation, molecular function: nucleic acid binding. The transcript is spliced from 2 exons. The record is from RefSeq and is a predicted model, not a curated record.
AUGCACCACGCCGGAACCGAAGCUACGAUCGCCGAGUGCCGACAGUCGUACUGGGUCUUACGCCUACGCCCAGUGACACGGAGCGUGAUCCACAACUGUCUUCCGUGUCGUAUCCGCAAGGACACACCACCGCGUCCAGCCACGGGCGAUCACCCACCGAGCAGACUGGCACACCAUCGGCGACCAUUCACAUACGUGGGCCUCGAUUACUUCGGGCCCUAUCAAGUUACCACCGGCAGAAGCACCCAGAAGCACUACGUGGCCAUCUUCACAUGUCUCACUACGCGUGCGGUGCAUUUAGAACCGGCAGCGAGCCUCAGCACGGACUCAGCGGUGAUGGCCCUCCGGCGCAUGAUCGCGCGCCGGGGAGCCCCGACGGAGAUAUGGAGCGACAACGGCACCAAUUUACGGGGUGCCGACAAGGAGCUGCGCCAAGCUUUGGACAAGGCGACCGAGCAUGAAGCGAGCUUAAGACUUAUCCAGUGGCGCUUCAUCCCACCGGGCGCGCCUUUCAUGGGCGGCGCCUGGGAAAGAAUGGUGCGGGCGGUAAAGGCCGCGCUCUCGGCCACGGAACAGCCGAGGCACCCGACGUCCGAAAUAUUUCAUACUCUGCUAGCAGAGGCAGAGUUCACAGUGAACAGCCGACCUCUCACCCACGUAUCGGUGAGCGCCGACGAUCCCGACCCUCUGACACCGAACCACUUCCUGCUGGGAGGCCCGGCGCGAGUCCCCGUGCCGGGCAAGUUUGACGACGCCGACCUCAUAGGGCGCGCACACUGGCGCGCAGCACAACGUCUGGCAGAUGUGUUCUGGAGUCGCUGGCUCCGGGAUAGCGAGAAAGGUCUGUUUCUUUUCUUCCGGCGCCUCAGGCUUUACGGAAGGAUUAAAAGGAACAGCAGGCCACUGCGCGACAUCCAAAUGUGCCCAAGAGGGGCCACUAAACCAAAGCGGGUGAUUAAUUAUUUGGGAAGGAGUGAGGCCACGCGACAAACAAUCAGCGGGACUGUCUUUACCAGACACGUGAUAUAG